Messenger RNA from Purpureocillium lilacinum, 1815 nucleotides. NCBI's taxonomy places the organism in Eukaryota, Fungi, Ascomycota, Sordariomycetes, Hypocreales, Ophiocordycipitaceae. The record is from RefSeq and is a predicted model, not a curated record.
AUGGAGUUGGUCUGGAAGGACCUUGCAAAGGUCCAUGCGCCUUGUCGCCCGGCGAAGCGGUCGGAGCACGCUGAACAGCUGCGGAAGGGACCGGUGCGGGAGCACAUAGCUUUCAAGUUUGUACCGGGCACAUCUAAACGCCAGAGAAAUGGCAACGGUGCAUACAGGAGCGCGGUGGCUCAUCCAGAGCUCAACGGACUCCGGCCCGUCUUCUCGGUCCGGCCAACAAGGCACGGUGCUAGUCCGCUGCCAGCACCGGAGGCGAAUGACGAGGAUGCGAGAAGCGUCCUCAGUUCGUCAAAGUCUCAAGGGUUGCGAGGUGACGAGGCUUCGCAUGGGUCGCAGAGUCACGACGACACGCGCGGGUCGGGCCACGACGGCAGCCCCCAGACUCAGGAGCCAGGUGGCGACGACGAUACUAGCGGGUUGCACGUUCAAGUAGAUGCCGCAGCUGGCACUUUCGAAUAUCGACCGUGGCUCGGCUGCACCGAUGAAGCAACGGCUGUCUCUGAAUGGUACUACAUAUCGCCAUGUAUGCGACCACCGGAUGACGACGACGAGGCGGCGCCUGUCGAGCAUGACAUUGAGCUUGAAGUCAACAUGCCACCAAUAUAUGAGGUGACGAACGCCCAGGAACCCAGCGACCGAUCAACGGGGUGCGAUUCUUCGCUCGAUGUUGGUGUCCGCUAUCAGACCUUGACAGAGAAAUAUGAUCAGGUCCUACGAAUGUACGAUCAGGAAUUCUGCGUGAUACCUCUGAGCGGCGAUUGUCCUAGCAAUCCGUUCCGGGUGGACCUGCGUGCUAUCCGCCAUUACGAUUUCCUCCUCCAUGCUGUCAUGGCCGUUUCGACCCAACAUCUGGCCAAGAAGAACGACUGCGCGGUGCUGCUGGCUGAAAUGCACCAGCACUGGUCUACGGCACUCCAUCUCUUCAGCCAAAGCCUAAACAACCCCGAGGUUGUUCCUCUUCUAGAUACUUUGCUGGUUCUAACUACUCAAUCCGCAUCGGCCAUGUGGGCUGUGCACUUGAAUGGGGCAUACCAAUUGCUGCAGCAGUACGGGUCGUUGGAAAAAUGCCGCUACAACCCAAGAAUGCGCGCCCAGCUGGCAAUGCUGCUCUGGUGGGAUGUCACUAUCGCAUUGGUGGCAAGAAAAGAACCACGGUUUCCUGUGGCGUAUCUGGAUUCAUUCUUGAAAGAUGACAAGAAUGAUGGCUGGACUUUCUUCGACUUGAACGGUUGUCCCCUCGAGCUUCUACUGUCAAUGUCCCGCCUCGCAAAGCUGGCAUGCAUACAUGAGCAGACAUUGCAAAUGGAGUGGACCAUAUUUGACCGAUCGUCGGUCGACAUGGUGUUAACAGAAGUCAAAGACUUCACCAAUGAUGCAGAGGUAGGAUUCGAGGACCUCAACAACCUUGAGGAGGAGGCCAAUGUCCGGCGCAACAGAUAUCACUGUGACCCUUACCAGCUGCGACAGAUUGAUCACCUCGCGCGUGUUAUCCUCGACAGUGUGAGGUGUAUACCGGAGACGGAUAUACUUCAGAAGCAGCUUCUGCUUCCUGUGUUUCUCGCUGCUUGCGAGUCUUGUAGCGAGACAGACCGCGUCUUCAUUCGCCAGUAUUGCAAGCAUUGGAGCAAGGUUUCUCGGUUUUAUCAUUUCGAAUCCGCGGCCGCUGUCUUGGAGGAUAUCUGGAAAGACUGGUCGCUCUCCACAAGAAGCGUCUAUUGGUGGGGAGUCAAGGUCGGCAAUGGCGGUUUAAUGGGGUCUGGCGUCGAGGCUCAAGGCACUCUGGCCAUGGAAUUGCUCUUGGGAUGA